Molecule: messenger RNA, 1359 nt
Organism: Penicillium salamii
Lineage: Eukaryota; Fungi; Ascomycota; Eurotiomycetes; Eurotiales; Aspergillaceae
Source: the annotation of a GenBank genome assembly
AUGACCUCACCACACCAGCAGGUGGCCGUCAUUGGCACAGGGAUGGCAGGACUGGUGAUCGCAUACAUCCUCAGGAACGAUCCGAGGGGGAGAUUCGACGUCCAAGUCUUUGAAAAGCAAGACAAACUCUCCCUGGAUUCGGCGUCCCAUACCCUCACAGACUCGAAGACCGGCGAAAAAUCCGAACGCCUCGACCUGCCCAUGCGCGCAUUCGCUGACGGAUAUUAUGAGAGCUUACGGCGCAUGUAUGACUACUUCGGUAUCACAUAUGGCUCUCCGCGAUUCAUUUAUGCCCUAUCUACAUUAUCGAACGCCCAAGCCGAUCCCUAUUUCAUCCACUCCUCGAAUAACCACCAAUUACCCCCACUCCGCCCGAAUGGUCUCUCUUGGAUUAGCUGGCUGAUCGAGGUGUGCUAUCUGGCUGUCUGCUACUAUUGGUUCACGGCUUGUUGUUUCUUCGUGACUCCUCACACUGCGGAAUCGGCCGGCACGGAGGAAACCCUUCGCCAAUACGUCGACAGAAUAAGACUACCCCAAUAUUAUGUGGCGAACUACUUGCUGCCACUCAUGUCGAGUGUGACUACCUGCUCACAUGAGGCGCUGAUGGAUUUCCCGGCUGUUGAUCUGGUCGAUUACGAGAGAAGGACUUUCCGCCAGAAACACUACACUGUCCUCGGUGGCGUCCACAGGGUUCAGGCAAAACUAUCCGAGAACUUGACACAUACACUCGGAGCGAAAGUCACGGCUGUGGAAAAUGUCGGCACAAAAGUCCAAGUAAGCUGGACCAACACCGAUGGACAAAGUAAUUCUCGACUCUUUGAUCAUGUCAUCCUGGGCGUAACACCCGAUGUGGUUGGGGCAAUCUUCCAACCUCUCCGGAGUGCCAUGGCUGCCGUUCCCACGGCCAAGGUCCAAUCAGUCGUUCACAGGGACUUCUCCAGGAUUCUAAAUGCUAGCCAAUCUAUCUGGAAGCAGAUGUCUUGGGGCUCUGGCGAGUCAGCCCCGCAGCCUAUUCACAUGUGCUCGAAGGAUGGUGCUACAGAGUCAAUCCAUGAACAUCCUUCAUCGGCAUUGAUCACCACGUAUCCCAUUGCCCCGAUUGAUCCCGAGAAGGUCGAGUAUACCGCCACAUUCACCCGGGUCCUGCGAUCAGCUGCCAGCAGACAGAUUGUGAACCGAAUCUUUGGGCGGAGAAGUGCCGAUGAAAAGAGCCAGCUUUGGCGAAAUGGUGACGGCAAUGUCUGGCUGGUUGGUGGGUGGUGCUGGGAUGGAAUGGUAAUGUUGGAAGGGUGUCUUGCCUCAGCAACGAGAGUCGCAAAUGCCCUGGAUGUCGAGGUGCCAUGGAUGAAGAGUUCAUGA